This is a messenger RNA of Daphnia pulex (common water flea), 2106 nucleotides long. RefSeq names its product beta-1,4-mannosyltransferase egh-like. The coding region runs from base 349 to 1731 and encodes 460 amino acids. Gene Ontology annotation, cellular component: cytoplasm. The record is from RefSeq and is a predicted model, not a curated record. Gene Ontology annotation, molecular function: beta-1,4-mannosyltransferase activity. NCBI's taxonomy places the organism in Eukaryota, Metazoa, Arthropoda, Branchiopoda, Diplostraca, Daphniidae. The transcript has 9 exons.
AGUUGAGGAAAACGGUAGUGGUGGCGUCAUUAGGGGGAAUGUAAACAAUUCACCCAACUUCCGUUUUUAGGAAAACCGGAAAACACUAACCGAGUCCUUAUGGACACUAGACAGUCUGCUUUUUGUUACAGAGAAGACAACAAGUGAGCUGCACCCGUUCGUACGAGUUCCAUGGUUUUCAGUGUUGGAUAUGAGAUAAGAUUUUGGAAGAUAUUGAAUCCUCCAGUGUCUGAAGAUUGCUGAAGAUGGUCUAAUCUGACGAACAUUGCUUUAUAAAUCCAUGAAAAGACCUUUUAUUUCUGAAAUUCUUAUUUCAGUGGUGCUAACACAUGUUAGCUCAGCUGUAACAUGGCUUUACUACAUUUAGGAAAUAUAUUACUACUAUUUGGUAUUACUGCCAUUUUCAUCCAUUAUGGAUCAAAUUUUGGAUCUCAUUCUGAUAAUGGUUCUCCACAAUCAUUUAAGAGCUCAUGGGAAGUAUAUGGCUGGUUCUCAUUAGUUCUCUACUUAUGUCAGUAUCUGGCACUUUUGGCCUUACCUCAAGCUGUUUUCAAUUUUCUGGGAUUCAUUUUAUUCAAUCCAUUUCCAGCUGAUCCCCAAAUUAAGAAAUCUAUUCAAUUGCCUGACUCAGUUCCUUUUAUAUGUUUCCGUGUUGUGACUAGAGGAGAUUACUCUAAUCUAGUACAAAACAAUGUAAAAAAAAACAUUGACACCUGUUUGAAUGUGGGACUUCAGAAUUUUAUUGUUGAAGUAGUAGCUGAUAGAUCAAUAUCACUAAAUCCUUCACAGCAUGCUUGUGAAGUGGUUGUACCUGUUGAUUACCAGACUAAAUCUGGAGCUAUGUUUAAAGCUAGAGCACUACAAUACUGUCUGGAGAAAGGGGUAAAUCGACUGAACGAUGAUGACUGGGUAGUUCAUCUUGAUGAAGAGACUGUUUUGACUGCCAGUAGUGUAAAGGGUAUAAUCAAUUUUGUUUGUAAUGGUAAGCACAAGUUUGGCCAAGGGUUGAUUACCUAUGCGCACGGAAAGAUAGUUAAUCAGUUCACUACAUUGUGCGAUACACUUCGAGUUGCUGAGGACAUGGGAAAGAUUCAAUUCCAACUCCGGGUUUUACGAAUGCCGAUUCUAGGCUGGAAAGGAUCGUUUGUCGUUUCUCAUUUGGGGUCAGAACGUAAGGUGUCCUUCGACAAUGGCCGUGACAGUUCUGUAGCUGAAGACACGUAUUUUGGCAUCCGCGCUGCUAGCCUGGGCUAUUCUUUUGAUUUUAUUCAAGGUGACAUGCACGAGCAAUCUCCGUUCACUUUGAUGGAUUUUUUACAACAGAGAAAGCGCUGGCUUCAGGGGCUUUUACUAGUCGCUCACUCAUCCUACAUUCCUUUUAGAUAUCGAUUUUUAUUGGGGGUAAGUGUUUAUUCCUGGAUUACCAUGCCUUUGACGACCGCCAAUCUUUUUUUGAAACCGGUAUGCCCCAUUGCCAUCCCACACAUCGUCGAUAUUUCCGUGUCUUUUAUCGGUGGAGUAUGGAUGUUCCUGUACAUUUAUGGUACGUGUCGAUCCUUCAGUAUUGCUCGCCUCGGUAUCUUCAAAUUCCUUUUGCUCCUAAUGGCUGGAGUGUUUGUUACACCUUUUAAAGUUGUAGUCGAAAAUAUUGCAGUUCUAUGGGGUUUGUUGACUCCCAAGCACAAGUUUUUUGUGGUGAAAAAAGACCUUAAUGCAAUUUGUGUGAUAUGAACGCCCAUAGCUCGUGCUUCCAUUUGCACAGCAUUAUGAGUCUCCGAGCCUGAUCUCUUUUGAUGACGUUCCAUAAGAAGCCUGUGAAGUUGUUAUGUUCCUAUGUGCCAAGGGUUUGUAGUAUAGUGCCACAGGUUCUGGAUAUAUGUUGCUCGCAUAUAAAACACACAAUGCCGUUUGUCUUUUCUAGUGUCUAUUGAAAGUAGGAAAUUGAAGUUGUCAAGGUUUUUAGAAAUAUUUGAUCGUUUAUUCUUCAAGAGCCUUAAUCGUGUACGCGAUGACCGUUAUUUUUAAAUUCAAAUAAUUGUUUUGAAUAUGUUGUUCAUUUGUUGAAUGCAAUUUGUGUGGGCUUAUACAUAAAAAUUUUAAACAAAA